Messenger RNA from Oncorhynchus mykiss (rainbow trout), 3259 nucleotides. Lineage: Eukaryota; Metazoa; Chordata; Actinopteri; Salmoniformes; Salmonidae. The record is from RefSeq and is a predicted model, not a curated record.
CCACCUCUGGCUGGCAGAAAGAACCAGAUGAGCAGGAAAGGCAAAGUACAGAGCAGGGCUGUUACUUUCAGUUAUAUCGUGUUCACUGAUUUAUGAAAUCUAUAAAAAGGACUUAAAAAUAAUUUAAAAUCAAGAUUCGAAACAACAACAACUACUACUACAAAACAACUGGGAUCACUAACAGUAUAUAAUUUUAUUUGGACUUCACUGCUAUAAGUUUCUAAAGGGAAAGUUAAUCUUGAUCUCGGAAGCCAUUACAGAGGAGAGACUGGAUUGAUAACACCAUGGCUUCGAAAGCUAAAGAGCUUCUCUCUUGGUCUGCAAGCUCUGUGGUAACUGGAGGAGGAAUCACAGCUGCCAGGCUGUUACACAUCAUGAGGGACCAGACAGUGACUGUCAUCAUCAUGGACAACCGUAGCUGCAGGGACUUUGAGGAGUCCCAUAUCUAUAUCCCCACACAGAUCUGCAUCAGCGUCCCUGAGGAGGCUAUCAACCCUGGGAUCACUGUGAACCAGAUCAAGGCCAGGCUGCCGGAAGCAUCCAGAGAACAGUGGAAGAGACAGGGGUUCGUAGACUACAUCAUAUUACUGGACUGGUUCAGCUGUGUCACUGACCUCAGACUGGGGACCCCACUCAAGAGCCUCAAAGAUGCUCUCUACAAGUGGGACAGCACCACAGAUCUCCACAGAGAGCCCCUGGUUCUGGAGGGAGGCUAUGAGAACUGGUUGCUUGUCUACCCCAUGUACACAACCAACGCCAAAGUCAGACCCCCCCGACAACACGCCCUCAACACCCUCCCUCAGCUGAACUUCUGCUACCCCUCUCUGAAGGAGCUGAAGGCUUCAGCCCCGCCUCUACCCGCCCCCCUCUCCACCCCCCCCCCCCCCCCCCCCCCCCGUGCCCAAAUACAAGCAGCCCCCCCAGCCCAACCUGUCCCUGCCGAGACCACUAAGCCCAGUCAUGACGUGUAUGCCAAGAUGGAGAUCGCCAAGCUGUCAGCAGCUAAGAUCAGUAACCUACACCCUGUAUAUGGAGGGAUGGGUGCCAUGCUGACGGGACUGUGUGACAGAAGCACCUGUUACAUGAACUGCAUCCUGCAGUGCCUGUGUAACACCCCAGGCAUGGCUGAGUACUUCACCAAUAACUACUACCAGGAAGAUAUUAACAGGAACAAUUACCUGGGCCAUAAGGGGGAAGUAGUAGAGGAGUUUGGGGUGAUAAUGAAGGCUAUGUGGUCUGGCCUGUAUAAGUCUAUCAGGCCCAGGGACUUUGAGUUUACCAUUGGAAAGGUUUACGCAGGGUUUGCUGGCAAUGAACCGCAAGAUGCAAAGGAAUUUAUGCUUGUCCUCCUAGAUGGGCUACACGAGGACCUCAAUAAGGCUGACACUAGUAAACUGUACCAACGGGAAGUGAAUGACCAUCACCUGGAUGACCAAAGGGCAGCCGACCUGGCCUGGAGCAGACACAAGCUGCGGAAUGACUCCAUCAUCGUAGCUCUGUUCCAUGGUCAGUUGAAGAUCACUGUCCAGUGUCUCACCUGUCAACACAAGACACGCACCUUCGAAACCUUCAAUCACCACAACCUGCCACUGGCUUCAUCUAAAGAGUGCUCCCUACAAGACUGUCUGAAGCUGUUCAGUAGAGAGCAGAAGCUAGAUAACCAUUCCGCUGUGUUCUGCAGUCACUGCAAAGCCCUGAGAGACUCCAUGAGGAAAGUGAAGAUCUGGAAGGUCCCGCCCAUCCUUGUGGUUUACUUAAUUCGAUUGACCAUCGAUGGCAGAAGGAUUCAAGUUCUCCAGACCAACGUUGACUUCCCCCUGGAGAACCUGGACCUGAACCAGUGUGUCAUUGGUCCAAAACAGAAGCUCAAGAAAUACAACCUGUUUGCAGUCUCUAAUUAUUAUGGGGUGGGUCUGAAUUGUGGUUACUACACAGCCUUCUGUAAGAACGCCAUCAAACAGCAGUGGUACAAGUUUGAAGACAAGGAUGUUUCAGACAUUUCCACCUCCUCAGUCAAGUCCUCUGCCGCCUGCAUCUUAUUCUACUCUUCUUUGUGAGGGGUGGAAGGACACACAGGGGAUUUUGUACAGUAUGUGUGUGUGUGUGUGUGAGAUCUGGUCCAAAGCGUCCCCCAGACAGUGGCGACCUGUCAUUCAGGGUAGGUGGGGCAGAAUUUUUUUUUGUUGUUCCCUGUUUUGCAUGUUAUUUUGACAUUAAUAUGUGCCACAUAUCAGGUUGAAAACAAUGUCAUUCUCUUUUGCGUUCUUGAGUAAGGUAGCUCGAAAAUGUGUUUCAGCCUAGCUUAGUGCUUUCUGUGGUGGUGGGGCAGCCAGUGGAAAAUUCGGAGCGUAGGGAUUGGUAAUGUUCUCUAGUUGUGUCGUGCAUGGCUCAGUGUUCUGUCACUCAUGGGAACACUAUGUCACCGCAAAAUGUAUGAGAAGAGCUCGAAAAUUCAAGCCUCUUUGGUGCUGCCAUAGAGUUACAUUAGAAGUGCCCAUCCGAGAAGGCUCAAGGUCAUUGUCAUAUCAACAGUAGCUUUGAUUGGACUGAUCUUGUCAACAUCAUACUUUCAAAAUCUUAGCUAGAGUGAGGGCAUUUUCUGUUAAACCUUAUUAAUGCUUUGGUACUAAAAUAUCCUUCUUUAAGCCUAGGCAUUGGGCUCGAGAUUUGUGUGUGUGCAUUAGUAUAGGCCUGUUCUAACUGUUCUGUGUGUAGUAUGACCCUAUGAUGUCUGGGAGCUCAGCCAAGACCUGACAGAAACUAACUGGUUCCUCUCAGCUUAACUGGAGGCAGAGCAAAGUGUUAUAUCCUGCAUACCAGCGAUAAGGCUGUUGAUCUGUUUGGAGCCUGUUUCUGGGCGAAAGGUUCAUGCUUGUGUAUGUGUGUAGGGGUAGGACCAUACAUUAUCUGGGCCGACAGUCAAAGGUGCUUGCUUGCCCAACUUGGGGAACCGCUGAGCUGCUGUUAGAGGAAGUAUGUCUGGAGUGACUUCCUGUCACCUUGGCACCUAUUGUCCUCACUCAGUUGUGACAGAACGAGACAACCUUUUCAUUAUAGCCUGUACCCCGUAACCCAGUGUCGUCUGUCCCCACACACACACAUACACAUACAUAAGAUCACGUGUUUUGCAGAUGCUUGCAUAAGAUAGCUUGACUAUAUAAGGCUUCUGUACUCAUUGUGCGUGGGCUCUCACUCCAUUCACUUUGUGUGUUGUGUGAACAGCUCCCUUAUUGCAAUACGUUUAUUAAUAAAAGUAAUA